Molecule: messenger RNA, 3672 nt
Organism: Aphidius gifuensis
Lineage: Eukaryota; Metazoa; Arthropoda; Insecta; Hymenoptera; Braconidae
Product: homeobox protein 13-like
Exons: 3
Coding region: 512-3214 (900 amino acids)
Source: RefSeq, a predicted model, not a curated record
UUUUUUUUGGUUUUUUUUUUUUUCUAAAAAAUAUGUUCACCAAAAACAUGGCGCUGAUCAAAGCCGCACUAAAAAGCUAAAUUUUAGUCUGACAUCUAAUCAUCUAAUUCAAUAAUACUUUUGAAAAAACAAAACAAAACAAACAAAUAAAUUGACGUUUAAUUAGCUAGUAUAUUAUUAAUCUUUAAUAUUAUUAUUUUAAAAAAAUAAUAAUAUUUUAACAAACAAUGAUUCAUAAGUUUAAAAAAAAAAAUUUUUUUUUCAAUAUAAAUUUAACCUUAAAAAAUUGAAAAAAAAAAAAAUAAACUUCAAUUCUAAGUGUGUGUUUGUAUUUUUCUAAUUAAUUUCAAAAAAAUCAAUAGAUAUUUUGAUAUAAAAAUAAUAUUUUUUAUACAAUAUCUUAUUAAUUUAAUUUAAAAAUGACAUCAAGUAUUUGUGAAAAAUAAAAACAACAAGUUUAAAAAAGUAAAAAAACAAAAAAACAUUUAAAUGUAAUGUGAGUUAUUAAAUAAUGGAAAUAGCGUAUGCUCCAUUACCAAAAUUGGUGCCAAUUGGUAGUCCAAGAGUUAUAGCAACCCAAGAAUUUUUAUCUGAUAAAACAUCAUUUGCUGAGGUAUUACAAUCAGAUCCAGUAAAACGUUUACUAAAAAAGCCAAAUAUACUUUUAAGAGCUAUAUGUAAAACACCAGCUGAAACAGUCAACAACAACAACAACAACAACAGCAACAAUUACAUCAACAAUGACAGUAGUUGUACAUCUGUUACAUCAAAUGUUACAUCAGCAUCAAAGUCAAUACAAAAAACAAAUGAUUUAUCAAUACCCACAAAAGGUGAAUAUUUAUUGCCAUCAAAAAAUAAUGGUAAAUCAGAAAUAAUACUUGAACGAGUUGAUAAUAGUAAAAAAAAUUGUGGACAUAUUGAAAAUUGUGAAUACAUAAUGUGUGAUGUUAAUGUUGAACAGUAUGUUGAUGAAAAUGAAGUAUCACCAAUUGUUGCUAUAAACAUUGAUGAAACAGAAAUAAAUGCACCAGUUUCAAAACAUUGUGAAAAUAAUAAUUGUGAUGCAUUAAAUAUUGAUCAUAAUUUAUGUAGACGUAUUAUAAUACCAUUAUAUCCUUGCGAUAAAAUAAAUAAAUGUGAUAUUUGUGAUGUAUUAUUUAAAACACGUAAAUCACGUUUAAUACAUAAAAAUUGUAUUAAAAAAAAUAUAUAUCAACAUAAUAAAGUUGAUGUUGAUAAAUUAUUACGUCAAAGAAUGCGUGAAAGAGAAUUACAAAUUAAUGAAUUAUUAAAAAUUAAAAGAUCAGAAAAUAUUCAUGAUAGAUAUACAGAAGAAAAUAUUAUUCAAAGACUUAAAAAAAAUAGAGAACUAGAUGUUAUACCAAAACAUAAAAUACCACCAGAACCAAUUAUAACAAUAACACCACUAUCAAAAUUAGUUAAAAAAUUACAACAAGAACAAAAACAAGAACAACAACAACAACAACAGCCAAUUUUUGAUUUAGGUCGAAUAUCAUCAAUUCAAACGUCUAGUAAUUUACCUUCAACUGUUACUAACAAUAGUCAUAACAAUAAUAGUAAUUACAACAAUAAUAAUAAUAGUAUUGAUUCAAAUAAAAUUGAAUUAAAAUUAUCAAAAAAUUCAUCGUUAAUAUUACCAAAAUCAGCAGCAACACAAUUUUUAAAUAACAGUGAUAAUUUAUCAUUAUUAUCACAAAAACAAAAUAAUAUUAAUUUAUGUAUGAAUAAUGGUAGUAUUAAUCAGCAUGAUAAGCAUCAUGAGUAUACAAAUAAAAAUACAAUACCUCAAGCAACAGUUUAUCCAAUAAGUAUUGCUGAUUGGGUUAAAGCACAACAAGAACAACAUGAACAACAACAAUUACAAGAACAAUUACAACAACAGCAACAACAACAUCUACAGCAGCUACAAAAACAAUUACAUUUACAACAACAACAGCAGCAACAACAAAAACAACUACAUUUACAACAACAACAACAGCAACAGCAACAACAAAAUAAUAUAAAUAAUAUUAGUAACAAUAAUAAUAACAAUGUAGAUACUUUACGAUUACAAAACAAUUCAGUUUUUAUGCCAGUUAGAAUUGUACCAAUAGCAAAUUUAAAAUCAGAACCAUCAUUAUUACAUCAUCAACUAGGUAUACCAAAAUAUUGUCUUGUUGCUGAUACAGUAUUACCAACAGAUAUUAAAGGACAAUUAAAACAAAUAUUACCAGCACCAACAAUUAAAAUUGCACCAAAACCAAAACCAACAACAUCAUUUAUACAAUUACAACCAAUACAAUCAAUACAACCAGUACAACCAAUACAACCAAUACAACCAGUACUACCUAAUUCAAUGCCAAUUAAUACAGCAAUUAAUGAACUUUUAAAAAUAAAUAAUAAUAAUGAACAACAAGAUAAUAAUAAUAUUAAAAUUGAUAAAGUUACUAGUUUUAAUCUUCGUAGAACAAGAAGAAAUAGAAAUAGAGCAAUAAGACGUAGAAAAGCAGCUGCUGAAAAAGCUGAACAAGCUAGAUUAAAUAAAAUAAAUAAUGGUGAUAAUAAUAAUAUUAAUAAUGGUGAUAAUAAUAUUAAUAAAACAAAUAUUCCAUUAAAAUUAACACCAAAAGUACUACGUGGACCACGUGGUACAUAUACUAAAAGACAAAAAGGUGAAACAAAAAAUUUUCAAUGUGAAUUUUGUCAUAAAAGAUUUUAUACUGAUUGGUAUUUUAAAACACAUUUGGCACGUCAUACUGGUGAAUUGAGUGAAAAAUGUAAUUAUUGUGAUUCUGGUUUUACAAAUACAUAUGAUUUAAGAAGACAUAUGUCGAUUGAUCAUAAAGAACAUGUUGAAGCAACAAGUAUUGGUGGCUCUGUUGAUAUUAUGGAAGAUGAUAAAAUGAAUUUUACUAUUGAAAAUGAUAUUGAUGAUGGAGCUUUUGAUCAAGAUAUUAAUAAUCAUCAUGAUAAUACAAAUGAACAUUCAAAAACUGUACCGAAAUUUAAAAUAAUUAAUGUUAAUGGUGUGAGAAGUACAAAUAUGAGACAUUCCAAUGGUGAUGGUGGUGAUGAUGAAGAUGAUGAUGAAGAAGAUAGAUUAGUUAUUGCUGAAGAAGAUGAUUAUUCUGAAAAUGAAAUUGAUGAACCAAUUGACUCUGAUGAAAAUUCAGAUAUUGAAAUGGUAAUUGAUGAAUCACAAUCUGGAUAUUAAAAUUUAUCCAGUUGACAAAGUUGAUCGAAGACAAAAAAAAUAUAUUCCACAAUGAUGCUUUUAAUUAAAGAUAAUUAUUAUUUUCAAUUUAAAAAUUUUUAUGAAUAUUUUGUCGACCAGGACAAUCAAUUGUUUAACAUCACAAUUUACUAAUGGCAUUCUGGUCCUAGUCUAAAAAAUUAAUUCUAGGAGUAUUAUAUAAACCUAAUGAAUCUUUAUUAUUAUUAUUUUUUUUUUUUUCUAAUUUUAUUACUGAAGAGAAACUUUAUAAGUAAUUUAAUUUUAUUCUAUAAAUAAUGUAUACUAGAGUUUUUUUUUGAUGAGAAUUUUCCACGUAUUACAGUGUGCCUUUGGAGUUUAUUUUUAAUAUAAUUCAUAAUAAUGAUCUGUAAAUAAAUGGUAUAUAUUUUUUUUUUUUUUUUUGUUUUUUUUGAAAAUAAAUUAAUUUUUCAAUACAA